AUGUCGCCAGAAUCGUGGAAAGAAUACUUUAAACUCCAGGAGGCUGCCUCUCCGGGGCCAGAAGUAGCCGAAAGAAGUUUGCGGUCCCAAAGAUGUAGUUAUUGUGGCAAGGACUGUUGUGCACAAUGCAAAUGUGUAGUUUAUUGUGCAAAAAAUUGCCAGAAAAGACACUGGAAUGAUCAUAGGAACAAUUGUAAAACUCUUCGGGACCUGACAUGGGCGUGUCAAAACAAAACACGCAGCAAUAAUAAGACAUUUACCAGUCACCUAACUCCUAGUGAGCAUGCAAAGAUUGCUAAGCUAGUAGGAAGACGGUGCACUGUGAAGUGUUCUCUAAAUGAACUUGAGUCAACAGUAUUAUGGGAUAUGGGUGUACAAGUAUCUAUCGUGUCCAAAGAAAUGAUGGGAAAACAUUUUCCUAAAAAUGUUAUAAAGAACAUUUCAGAACUUAUUAAUGGUGAAUUGGAUUUAACAGCAGCUAAUGGUACACGAAUUGCGUAUAGUGGUUGGACUGAGAUAGAAGUUUGA
Molecule: messenger RNA, 528 nt
Organism: Paramuricea clavata
Lineage: Eukaryota; Metazoa; Cnidaria; Anthozoa; Malacalcyonacea; Plexauridae
Source: the annotation of a GenBank genome assembly